This is a messenger RNA of Theobroma umbraticum, 1335 nucleotides long. Its product is annotated as WAT1-related protein At5g64700-like. Gene Ontology annotation, cellular component: membrane. Lineage: Eukaryota; Viridiplantae; Streptophyta; Magnoliopsida; Malvales; Malvaceae. The record is from RefSeq and is a predicted model, not a curated record. Gene Ontology annotation, molecular function: transmembrane transporter activity.
AUGGAUAAAAGGAAGCCCUAUCUUGCUGUUAUUCUCAUACAAUCUAUUUAUGCUGGCAUGUUCUUGCUCUCCAAGGCUGCAUUUGAUGGCGGCAUGAACAAUUUUGUGUUCGUUUUUUACAGACAAGCUGCAGCGACCGUUUUCUUGAUCCCUCUGGCCUUGUUUUUUGAAUGGAAAACUGCGCCGCCUCUAUCAUUCGUGACCUUCUGCAAGAUUUUUAUGCUAUCUUUAUGCGGGAUAACUUUAAGCUUGGAUAUCUAUGGGGUUGCCCUGGUUUAUACCUCUGCAACUUUAGCUGCUGCAACAACAAAUUGCCUGCCUGUUAUCACUUUUUUCUUGGCAGUGUUACUCAGAAUGGAGGUGUUGAGACUGAAGACAACUCCAGGGAUUGCAAAAAUGGUAGGAAUACUAAUUUGUUUGGCUGGUGCAUUGACCCUUGCCUUUUACACGGGUCCCCAUAUGAAACUUUUCUGCCUCCAUCACCUGUUUGAGCACCACCAUAGCCAGAACCUUCAAAGACGAACUUCCUCCGGCGAGACCUGGAUAAAGGGUUGUUUCCUCAUGUUGAUUUCCAACAGUUUUUGGGGCUUAUGGCUCGUAUUGCAGGGUCGGGUUUUGAAGAGCUACCCUUCAAAACUUCUCUUUACAGCUCUUCAGUGCUUCUUAAGCACAAUUCAAUCAUUCUCUAUUGCUAUUGCUCUGGAAAGAGACCCUUACGAAUGGAGACUGGGCUGGAAUGUUAGACUCCUUGCAGUAGCGUACUGUGGGAUUGUAGUAACGGGCGUGACAUUUUACCUACAAGCAUGGGUUAUUGAGAAAAAGGGGCCAGUCUUCUUGGCGAUGUCAACACCAUUGAAUCUGAUCUUCACAAUAGUCUGUUCUGCAUUUCUCUUAUGCGAGAUUAUCAGUUUAGGGAGUGUCUUAGGGGGGCUCUUAUUGAUUGGUGGGCUAUACAGUGUGUUGUGGGGAAAAACCAGAGAGCAAAGAAUGCUGGAUGAGAAUUGUUUACCAGCUUCUGUUGAUAAAAAAUGCACAGAAAUUCAAGUUGCAACAGCCUGAAAUCCGUCAUUAUUGCUGAUCAUGAAAGAGAGUGAGAACACUCCUAAUUGAGCAUGGCAAAUGCCCCAGUAUUCCAUCACUUCCUUCUACCCGCGGAUAAUUUGGAGAAAAGAGAGAGUGAGCUCAUGUAGAUAGGUCUGAAACAGAUGAUGUAACUCUUUUAACAUUGAACUCUAAGGAGAGCUGGGACCAAAAUGGUUUUUUGCAACGCCAAUGUAAGCCGAUUGUUGUGUUCACCAUUGGCCUGGGUUUAAAAUUUUGGUCAUGUUAUGUAUG